Parasteatoda tepidariorum (common house spider) is the source of this 1254-nucleotide messenger RNA. Its product is annotated as zinc finger MYM-type protein 1-like. Lineage: Eukaryota; Metazoa; Arthropoda; Arachnida; Araneae; Theridiidae. The record is from RefSeq and is a predicted model, not a curated record.
AUGGAGCGGUCUUACAUGUCUGGGAGUCAGAAAAGGAAACAUAAAAAGGCUCGAGAACUUCAAGCUAAAAAGGCUAAAUGGAGCAUCUUAAAAUUCUUUCCUGCACGUAUAGAAGAAUCGGAAAUCUCUCCUGCAUCACAAAUGCAACCGUUACCCAAUUUGCAAGAUGUUGGUGAUAUAAAGCCCCAUGAACGCGAAGAACUGGAGUGUGCUUCUGUAGAUGAAAUGCCCCAAAAUAACAAACAGGAAGUACCAAUCAAUGAUCCGGCUGCCGAUUAUGAAGUGCACCAAGAACAAGAAUGUUUUACCGCAAAUGUUUUAUCACCUGAAAAGGACAUUCAGCGAAAAGUGCCGAUUGAUGAUCCGGCUAAAUGGCACACUAUCACUGAUGAUAUGAUCGAUCAUUUUCUUAGAAAGCCACCUCCACAAAAUAUGGAUCUGGUAAAAAACACUGUGAAAAUAUUCAAUGGAGGCAAACGUCUUUUAACCAAAAUUAAUUUUUUUAAAAUUAAAAAAAACGGUGAAAAAUUGGCAAGAGAAUGGCUGGUAUUAUCAGCAUCAGAAAAGAAAUUAUUUUGCUGGGUUUGCAAAUUAUUUGGAAAUACAACAACUAGCCUUUCAACAUCUGGCUUCGAUGAUUGGAAGCAUGUUGUCUUUCGACUUACAGAGCAUGAAAAUUCUUUUAUGCACUGGGAAUCAAUUUUAAGGUUUACCCAAAGACUUAAAACUGAAAAAAGAAUUGAUUCUGCAAUAAUCAAGCAAUAUCAAAGUGAAGUACAUUACUGGCAUUCAGUAUUACAAAGAAUUGUUGAAACAGUUAAAUUUUUAUCAUCAAGAGGUAUGGCUUUUUUUGGGGAAAAUGAAAUGUUCGGUUCAACUCAUAAUGGGAACUUUUUGGGUUGCCUUGAAUUGAUAGCCCACUUUGAUCCAUUUCUUGUGAAGCAUAUCGAAAAAGCUGGUAAUCAAGGAAUUGGCAAUGUUAAUUAUUUAUCAUCAACAAUUGUGAAUGAAUUUGUUGAAUUAAUGGGUGAAAAAGUCUUGAAUGUUGUUAUUACAGAAGUUAUAGAUGCCAAGUAUUUUUUAAUUAUAGUCGAUUCUACUCCAGAUGUUACCCAUAUGGACCAGUUAACUUUAAUUUUGCGAUAUCUUGGUCCUGAUUAUAAACCUGUUGAAAGGUUUAUAAAUUUUAUACAAAUUUUUGGUCACAAUGCAGAAAGUUUAACCAAUGUUAUAUUGCAAGUUUUGGAAGAUUGA